Molecule: messenger RNA, 5154 nt
Organism: Octodon degus (degu)
Lineage: Eukaryota; Metazoa; Chordata; Mammalia; Rodentia; Octodontidae
Gene: Cep43
Product: FGFR1 oncogene partner
Exons: 13
Coding region: 81-1283 (400 amino acids)
Biological process (GO): microtubule anchoring
Cellular component (GO): centrosome
Molecular function (GO): protein binding
Source: RefSeq, a predicted model, not a curated record
CGUCCCUCGAGACGCGGCGCGAGCCGGGCCGCGGCCGUUGGCUGUUGGCGCGGCUUGGGUGGUUGUCUUGGAGAAUCACGAUGGCUGCGACGGCGGCCGCAGUGGCGGCCGAGGAGGACACAGAGCUCCGGGACCUGCUGGUGCAGACGUUGGAAAACAGUGGCGCCCUGAACCGCAUCAAGGCUGAACUCCGGGCAGCUGUGUUUUUAGCACUCGAGGAGCAAGAAAAAGUAGAGAACAAAACUCCUUUAGUCAAUGAGAGCCUGAAAAAAUUUUUAAAUACGAAAGAUGGUCGCUUAGUGGCAAGUCUUGUUGCAGAAUUUCUUCAGUUUUUUAAUCUUGACUUUACGUUGGCUGUUUUUCAACCUGAAACCAGCACAGUAAGAUUUCAAGGUCUUGAAGGACGAGAGAAUCUAGCCCGAGAUUUAGGUAUCAUUGAAGCAGAAGGCACUGUGGGUGGACCCUUACUAUUAGAAGUGAUCAGACGCUGUCAACAGAAAGAGAAAGGGCCUGCUAGUGGGGAAGGUGCUCUGGAUCUGUCUGAUGUACAUUCUCCACCAGAGUCACUGGAAGGAAAAACAAGUGUACACACAGCCCCUAGUAAGAUACCAAGGUAUAAAGGACAAGGUAAGAAGAAGACAAGCGUGCAGAAGUCUGGUGACAAGAAGACCAACAGUGAGGCCAGUCAGAGUGAUACAGCUGUGUCCUCAUCAGAACCAAAGAGCAAAAGCAGUCUGCACUCACUGACCCAUGAAACAAAAAUUGGAUCUUUUUUAAGCACCACCACUUUAGAUGUCAAAGACAAAGCUGGCCUUUGUCCAGAUGAAGAUGAUAUGGAAGGAAAUUCUUUCUUUGAUGAUCCCAUUCCUAAGCCAGAAAAAACCUAUGGUUGGAGAAGUGAACCUAGGAAGCAAGCAGGAAGUCUGGCUUCGCUCUCAGAUGCUCCCCCCUUAAAGAGUGGACUCACCUCCUUGGCAGGAGCCCCCUUAUUAAAAGAGCCUGAGAGUAAAAAGGGAAGCACAGUUUUGAAAGAUCUGAAAUUAGUCAAUGAUAAAAUUGGAUCACUUGGAUUAGGAACUGGAGAAGAAGAUUAUAUUGAUGACUUUAAUAGUGCCACCCAUCGCUCAGAAAAAAGUGAGCUAAGUAUUGGUGAAGAGAUUGAAGAAGAUCUUUCUGUGGGAGUAGAUGAUAUCAAUACCAGUGACAAACUUGAUGACCUCACCCAAGACCUCACUGUUUCCCAGCUCAGCGACAUUGCGGAUUAUCUGGAAGAUGUGGCAUAGACAUGAAGAGGAAGUAUUCCAAUUAACAAAGAACUGAUCAACUCAAUUUUUUUUUUUUUUUUUCUGGACAAUCAAGUUUUGCUGGAAAGUCUGCACCCCAUUGGUGCCUUGCAUUGCAAAAAGACUGCAGAUUUUUUUAAAAAAUAACUUUCCAUUUUACUAAACAAAAUGAGUCCUAUAUGUGCCCAUGUGUGGAAGAUUUAAUACUCUUAAUUUGGUUUAGCUAUAGAUUUUUCUAUGGGAAUUGAUUCUUUAACUCAUGAAGACAUCAGUGUUAAGAUCAUGAAAGGUUUGAUUGGGAUUGUAGCUUAGUAGUGGAGGUCCUGGGUUUGGUCCUAAGCACCAAAAAAUUUCUUAAAUAAACAAUGAAAGAUGUCAGUGAAAUGGUAGGUUUGUGCAUCUCUGCAAGUGUGUGGCUACUGAUACAUAGUGAUCUUUGAGAACCAUAGCUUCAGCCAUCUCACAACAAAGCCUACCCACACAUACUUUUUUUUUUUUUUUUUUUUUUUAGCAAUAGUCACUCAAUAUUAUGUAAUAUGUGAGUUUUCUUGUGUUAUAUGAAUUUUAUUUUUCUUUUGACUAUUUUAAAAUAUCAGGAUUUAUAUGCCUCAGAACGCCUCUUUGCUUCUUUUUUGUAACAUUUUUCUUGAUAAGGAGAUAAAAGUAAUACGAUAAAAGCAUAAAAAUGUGCAGAUGCCCUAGAAUUUGAGAAGACAGCCCCAAGUCCAGUGCUUCCUUUUAAACUACAACAUGCCAUGAUUUCCCAUAUUCUGAUUCCACAUGGCUUUCAACAGUCAUGCAGGACUUCAGGAAGCACUACCUGGGUAGAAUGCAGAGGGUGAUGCAGACAAGUGGUAUUCUUACAACACCACAAAAUUGUCUUCUUAAAAGUACCUACAUUAAAAAAGGUAAGUUGACAUAUGGUUUCUAGCCUAUUGCCCUCAAGUUAGAGAAAAAAGACAACAAACAAGUGCUUAUUAUGCUGAUAAGAUUGUUUAUAUAUAUUUUAUCAUGACAUGCAUGGUAAAUUCUUCAUGUUGAAGUCCCAAGUUUUCUUGUAAUUUGUUGAGUUCAAAAUCAUGGAGAAUGUUGAUGUUCAUUAAUUUUUCUCAUACGACUUUAACCGUAACAUCUGUUGGAGCAUCAGGUGUCAUCCAGGUCAACAAAAAAAUGGCCAGAAAAACAGUAUGUUCCGUAGUUAGGGCAAUUGCCAUCAUGAGAGCAAGAACAUACCGGAAUUACAUAGUAUGAAUGUAUUCAUUCUCAUCCAGAAUUUCUAUAAUCUGUGCACCUGCAAGUGAUGAAGCCUCAUUUAUCCAAAGGUAUAAUGUAGUUUGGAAAGUCAAUUAUCAAGAAUACUGACAAGCUGUUACUAAUACAUCCAUUCAAAAGCCUUGUGGUAUUUAUUGAGUAGGCAUGGUAACAAACAGUAUGGUGUCUGAUGUAAAUGCAAUAGCAGUAGCAUGAGUUGCAGCAGAAUGGACAACCAUUCCAGAAAGAAUGUCCUGCCAAACUUUACCUAUGCUAUGAACUUUAGCAGCUACAAGUCUCCUAUAAUAAAUAGCAAGUUUCUAGGCAUCUAUUGAAUUUUUACAUGAUUUAAGAGAGCAAAAAGAGUAGCCAAAGGAAAAGAGCCACAAAUAGUGUGACAAAUCAAAACUGUUUGUAAAUACUUACAGAAUAACUCAAGUCGUGCAGAACUUUCAAGGUGGUGAUUCUGUUCUCAGUGACUUUAGUUUCUGAACAUUAGUCUAAGACUUUUGACAUCUUCACAAGUUAAAAAUUGAGAUAAACUGCUUCCUUAAUGUAUUUAAAAGUUACUUCCCAAUUAUGAUGGUCAACUGGAUUCUUGAUUCUUAUUAAAAAGCCUCUAGGUUCAGACUUCUGCACUCAUAUGCAUGUAUUUUCCAUGGUAGCGUACAGCUUUUAAAGAAAGGUACAUAGAAACAGGACAAAUAAAAUUUUAUAAAACAGCAUUUUUAAAGUAAGACCACUUUCAUAUUUCUGGUAAGUUAAAGAUCCAUUUUUGUAAUCCAUGCUGCUGUCUUUUUGUAAAAGUAAUUCAAGGUCAAGCAGACAUUUUCAAGCAUGGUCCUGUGAGUGAGUGAUGUGGCUAAUUGGGGAGUAAAGAUCCUUUGGAUCUCCUUACACGCGCUUCAGUUUCCAUGAAGUUAGCAAAUGUUGUAAAGACUGACAGGCAGUACAUGAUUAUAGCUACUAUUUUGGUAAUAAACCAUCCAUGAUGUCACUGGAUCCUGCUAAGAAGUACCAUUGCAUAUGGCUACAUUGAAGCAUGUAAGAUUCCAUCCCCUGCAUUCAUUUUCCUAUUUACACAUGGCUUCAAACUCAGCUAUCAGCUGGUGCUGCUGCUACUUCUCAAAAGUCUUCCAGAUUGUAGUGUUCUAGUCUAACUGGCCACUUUUUCCAAAACUCCCAAACACAACGUGACUACCACACAGCUUCAUGUUUGUCGGUAAAUUGUUAGUAAGAUUUCUUGAUCGUAUGUUCUCUUUUUGAAUCUAGACUAAUUCUCCAAAUUCCCACUAAUAUUUGAAAGGACACUGUUGAUUCAUUCUCAGGUAAAUGGGACAGCUUUGAAGCCAAAUAAGUAGUAUUUAGUCUCCAGUAGUCACACACUUAAUCCUAGAGUGGACAUAGGAUUAUCUGACCUUCAGUGUUAGGGUCACAGAUUUCAGAGCUUGGGUUACAUUAAUAGUAAAGCCAUGAGUGAAAUGCAGUUACUAUGAACAAAUCUUCAAUGAAUACAUUUCUGUAUAAAAUCUAAGAAAUAAAAAAGUGUUUCCUCUAUUAAUAAGCCCUAAUUAAAUCCAAGGGCUGCUCCUUAUAAAAAUAGGAAAACAACCCAGUUCAUGCAGAGUAUAUACCUUUCACUGACAGGACUGGGAGGUUCUUACGGCUCCCAAGAGUUGGCCUUUAUGCAGCAGCUGGUGCUGUGUUGUGAAAGGCCCUAAUCUCAGCCUCAGGCAGGUGUGAGUGGAUCAUGUGGUGUGAGCUGACAGCUUGCCAGUGUGUGGGUGCAGAGCUUGUGCAGCACAUCUGACCACUUGCAAUGGUCUUAGUCCUUGCAUGGUUCUACCAGCUCCAGACAAAAGCAGCAUGGUGGAAGGAACUGGUGGAGAAAAGUGUCUCAUGAUAUGGUGUCCAGGAAGCAGAGGCUCACCUAGUGUGCGUGACAUAGGGUAGUUGUGCACAUAGCAAAAUAACCCUAUAUGUUUGUGUUAUAAAUUAAAUUUGAUGUGUCAAUUUUAUUUUGUAUUUCCUUCCGUUUGGGAGGUUUGUUAGACCAUUAAGGUUAUAUUAAAUUACUGUGUGUGCUACUUAGUCUUGGUUGAUAUAAAGAAAUCUAGACGUAAUUAUGACUUUAGUAUUUAUGGUUACUCCUGUUUCUCCUGUUGUACAUAUAAGCAGCUUUAGUCAUAGGUUCUUUUCACAUUUUAAUUAUUUUUAAAGAUGCCUUGAAAUAUUAAAUACCAAAAUGCAUCUGAAACCAUUAAGCAAUGCUUUUAUUUCAGAUCUGUAAGUGAUUGUAUUUAAAUCCAAAUUGGAAUGAAAUAGUAGUAAUGGCCUAAGACCAUACAAAUUCAGUCUAAUAGGCUUUAUAUACUGUACAUUACUUUACUGUAACUCUUUAGAAAUAAGACAAUAUUAGAAAUUUCAGCAGCCUCGUUCAUUAUGGUUACUGUGAUGUAGGUCAUUGACAUUUGUAAUGCUAUUUAAAAGUGUUAAAGUAGGAAAAAACAAUUGAAAAUGAUACAUGUACAUUCAUAUAAAUGUAAGUAAAGUUAUGUGUAUGUUGAAGUUUUGUACUUUUUAUUUCAGUUCUGACUUCUUGGUAGAGUUACCAUUAUUA